Messenger RNA from Salvelinus namaycush (lake trout), 2250 nucleotides. Its product is annotated as relaxin receptor 2-like. NCBI's taxonomy places the organism in Eukaryota, Metazoa, Chordata, Actinopteri, Salmoniformes, Salmonidae. The record is from RefSeq and is a predicted model, not a curated record. Gene Ontology annotation, cellular component: membrane. The coding region runs from base 1 to 2250 and encodes 749 amino acids. Gene Ontology annotation, molecular function: G protein-coupled receptor activity; protein binding. Gene Ontology annotation, biological process: G protein-coupled receptor signaling pathway. The transcript is spliced from 16 exons.
AUGACAAAUCCAAGCUUGACAUUGGUCUGCAAUGAUGUCAUCGCAUGCCUCAUCCAUGGCCAGGAGGGUGGAACCACAACAUCUUCCUACCAGACCAUUUUCAGAGAUAGCUGCACACAUGGAGAUGUUUCCCCCACGUUGUCCAGGCACUUUGACGGUUACACAUUGGUCGAUGAGGUUCCGCCCAUGGCACCGAGUUUUGGCAGGGUUGAAGCCUGCUUCAUCAACAAAGAUAUACUUGUGAUGGUUCACAGCAGUAUCAAGCACCAUCACCCUCUAAAGAUAUAUUUUGAAUCAUCCACAGACAGCAGCCUCUAUUCUGGUGCUGAUGUCUGCCCACUGGGCCAGUUCCCCUGUGGCAACCUGUCUGUGUGCCUGCCCCAGCUCUACCACUGCAAUGGGGUCCAGGACUGUGCUAAUGGAGCUGAUGAGGAGAACUGUGUGGACAACAGCGGGUGGCCACAUCUUUUUGAUGCCUUUAUGAAGAAAAAUGUUGAAGAGUCCAAGGAAUGCAUGCUGGACGUGUUCCCAGAGGUAUGCUUCUGUGAGGCCAGGAGAGUUAACUGUAACAAAAAGGGACUACUCAGCGUCCCAGCUGUGUCUUCCAAUAUAACAUCUCUACACCUGGAAGACAACAGGAUCAAAAGAAUCUCCAAGCAGGCAUUCUCAGGACUCUACUCACUAAGAAGACUAUUUCUCAGUCAGAAUCGGAUUACAUCGUUGAAGGCUGGCAUUUUUGGAGACCUCUCGAACCUGGAGUGGCUGAUUCUUGACGAAAAUAGAAUCACAUCUAUGAGACAGAAAUCGUUUGAGGGCCUGAAAUCUUUAUUUUUCCUGUCUUUGCUGAAUAAUUCCCUAGAAUCCAUCCCCAAGAAAUCUGUCUGCCUGGAAAUGCCUAGAUUAAACUGGCUAGAACUGGAGGGGAACAGGAUAUCAUCUUUGUGGGUUUCCAGCUUUCAAAACUGCACCACUCUGACAGUAUUGGACAUAUCUGUAAACAAAUUUGAGGAGUUCUCCUCAACUAUGUUUAGAAAUCUUCUAAACCUAAAACAGUUGAACAUCUCAAAUAACCCUCUAACUCAUAUCUAUGAUGAUCAGUUUGACAUGUUUGUCAAUUUGCAAUCCCUGAGUAUAGAGGAGGUUGAAAUACCAAACAUCAGUAUUCAGAUGUUUCGCUCUCUUAGCAACUUGUCCCAUAUUUAUUUUAAGAAAUUUGAAUACUGUGGCUACUCUCCUAAUGUGCGAAGUUGCAAGCCAAACACUGACGGAAUUUCAACAUUUGAGAAUCUUCUUGCGAACAUCAUCCUUCGUGUUUUUGUGUGGGUGGUGGCCUUCAUCAUCUGCUUCGGCAACAUUUUUGUGAUCUGCCUGAGGUCUUGCAUUGCAUCUGAAAACCAGCACCACACCAUGGCCAUCAUAUCACUGUGCUGUGCUGACUGCCUCAUGGGAGUCUAUCUGUUCUUCAUCGGUGCGUUUGACAUCAAGUACUGUGGAGAGUACAACAGACAUGCCCAGCUGUGGAUGGAGAGCCUGCAGUGCCAGUUGAUUGGCUGUCUGGCCAUGCUGUCCACUGAGGUGUCAGUCAUGCUUCUGACCUACAUGACUCUGGAGAAGUACCUGUGCAUUGUGUUCCCCUUCCACAACUACAGAGCCGGACGUAAACAGACGCUCUGCUAUCUCAUCUUCAUCUGGGUCCUGGGUUUCAUUAUUGCCGUCAUUCCCUUAUGGGACAAGCAGACGUUCGGGAAUUACUACGGCAGGAAUGGAGUGUGUUUUCCACUUCACUCAGAUGAGAUGGAGAAACCAGGGGCCCGAUGCUACUCCACUGGAAUAUUUCUGGGAUUGAAUCUCUUUGCAUUCAUCAUGAUCGUCUUCUCCUACACCAGCAUGUUUUACUCCGUACAGAAAACAGCCAAGACAGCAAGACAGUCUGUCUACAACAAGGAGGUCUCUAUAGCCAAGAGGUUUUUCUUCAUCGUUUUCACAGAUGCCAUGUGUUGGACACCUAUAUUCAUCCUAAAGAUCCUCUCCCUUUUACGAGUGGAAAUAGCAGGAACGAUCGUUCUAUGGGUGGUGAUCUUCAUCCUGCCCAUCAAUAGUGCCCUAAACCCCAUUCUAUACACCAUCACUGCCAGCUCCUUCCAGGAGAAACUCAAACUCUGCUUGAAGGCCAAGUGCAAACAGGCUGGGCUCAGGGAAACAUCCCAAAAAGUAUCUGAAGUUUACCAGAACCCCAGCGCUCCCCCUUAA